UCCGGUUACAUUUCUGAUGUAACAGGGAGAGAAAAAAAAUGGCGGCGCCCUUGCAAAUGUCAUGUUCUUGAUGUCGACGGUACUGUUAUCGUGGUUUCUCGUACAAGUGAUACAUUUCCAAGCUUUUAUACAAAAGUGAGUCAAUAUUUUUGAGGACUAAAACAGAACCAUGGUCCAUCUGUCAUCAUUAUUGCUUAAAAAGUACCACGGGGGUCAUGUGGUUAUCCGCCUGGCGCUCGGUGGUGCCACCAACAGACCGUUUUUCCGUAUAGUGGCUGCCUACAACAAAAGGGCACGAGAUGGCAAAUACAUCGAGCAGCUGGGAUCGUACGACCCUCUCCCCAACAUCUACAACGAGAAACUCGUCGCCUUCAACUACGACAGAAUCAAGUACUGGAUGGGGUGUGGCGCUCAUCCCACUAAACCCGUGGCCAAACUUUUGGGACUGGCCGGGUUUUUCCCGCUGCAUCCUAUGACGAUAACGGAGGCAGAACGGCAGAAAGCAGCAGCAGCUUUGAAACAGGAAGAGACGAACGAGGAUGAUGACGAAGAAGAAAAGCAGGCAGAACAGUAGCAUUUACUCUUAAUGCCUAAAACGACGUGCUUUUUUUUCCGUCCUCAUUUUAAAAGAACUCUGCUUACACUCACUUGAUAUAAUGAGAGACUGAGACUCAUCCUGAUGGUCUAAUGCAUUUUUAUUUUUUAUUUCAAUAAAACUGAACAGUAAUGCGUUUUUAGUGCUAAUAAAUCUCAUCAAAAUGUGAA
Messenger RNA from Ictalurus furcatus (blue catfish), 765 nucleotides. RefSeq names its product mitochondrial ribosomal protein S16 (gene mrps16). Gene Ontology annotation, molecular function: structural constituent of ribosome. Gene Ontology annotation, cellular component: mitochondrial small ribosomal subunit; ribosome. The transcript has 4 exons. The record is from RefSeq and is a predicted model, not a curated record. Bases 170 to 574 code for a protein of 134 amino acids. Gene Ontology annotation, biological process: mitochondrial translation. NCBI's taxonomy places the organism in Eukaryota, Metazoa, Chordata, Actinopteri, Siluriformes, Ictaluridae.